UUAACAUCCAACACCAUGAAGGUUCUUGCAGUAACUCUGUGCUUAGUGCUCCUCCUGGCAGCCAGAGCGGAGAUGCAAACGGACGACACAACAGCCACGUCGCAAGACCUUCGGCAGAGCGAGCCCCUUCACAGCCAACAGAAACGAAGUGUGGCCAAACUUCUCCUUCUCAAGGCUUUACCGCUGCUGAAGAAGUUGCCGCCGGUGUUGCCUCUCCCUCUGCCACUUCCGGUGCCCAAGCCUGUUCCUGUGCCGCUGCCAGUCAGUGUGAACAUCACUCGUUCACCGCAAAUCUGAUUGCUUUUGUACUUUUGUACCAAACGAUAAAUUCAUCUUGAUUUAUUUAUUCAUCCAUAUCUGUGCAUGUUCACAUGUGACAUUUCGUCCACAGUUACAGGAAUGUCAAUUUAACUAUUGAGAUUUGUAAUUAUUUGUGUGAUUAGAAAGAUGUUAAAUAAUAAAGCCUUCAAUAAGAGCGAA
This is a messenger RNA of Penaeus monodon (black tiger shrimp), 480 nucleotides long. RefSeq lists its product as uncharacterized. NCBI's taxonomy places the organism in Eukaryota, Metazoa, Arthropoda, Malacostraca, Decapoda, Penaeidae. The record is from RefSeq and is a predicted model, not a curated record. The transcript has a single exon. Bases 16 to 297 code for a protein of 93 amino acids.